AUGUUGGGGAGAGGUUGGGCAAAGGGUAAUGGGCAGUACAGAGAUCGUGAAUCAGACGACAGAGCAGAUACAGCUGGUCAGGCAGAGAUAUUUGAUGGACAUAAUGGGUCUGCAGCAGCUAUAUAUACCAAGGAGAACCUAUUAAACAAUGUCUUGAAAGCUAUUCCUACAGACCUUAACCGAGAUGAAUGGAUUUCAGUGUUGCCUAGGGCUUUGGUUGCAGGAUUUGUGAAAACAGAUAAAGAUUUCCAAGAACAAGUUCAAUCAUCAGGAACAACUGUGACAUUUGUGAUUGUUGAAGGAUCAGUUAUAACUGUAGCUUCUGUUGGUGAUUCACGUUGCAUACUUGAGUCUGCAGAAGGUGGCUUAUAUUAUCUAUCAGCAGAUCACAGACUUGAAUGCAGUGAAGAAGAGAGAGAGCGUGUCACUGCUAGUGGUGGUGAAGUUGGUCGGCUGAAUGCUGGUGGUGGUGCACAGAUUGGUCCUUUGAGAUGUUGGCCUGGUGGGUUGUGUUUGUCAAGAUCAAUUGGAGAUCUGGAUGUUGGGGAAUUCAUUGUUCCUGUUCCUUAUGUUAAACAAGUGAAGCUAUCCUCAGCUGGUGGAAGGAUGAUUAUUGCCAGUGACGGUGUCUGGGAUGCCAUGUCAGCAGAAGCCGCUCUAGUAUGCUGUCGUGGACUGCCGCCAGAUACAGCCGCCGCCCAAAUUGUCGAAGAAGCUGUACAGUUUAAAGGAUUACGCGAUGAUACAACUUGCAUUGUUGUAGACAUUCUACCUCCAGAAAAGACUCACCCUCAUGUCCCACAUGCAAAGAGAACUGGUAAAAGGGUAUUAAAGUCAAUGUUUAGAAGAAAAAGUUCAGGGUCACCCCCUCAAGUUGAUGUAGCCUUACUUCAGGCAGAUGUGUUGGAGGAGAUGUUAGAGGAAGGUUCUGCUUUUCUUUCAGAAAGGUUGGAUACGAAAUAUCCGCUUUGUAACCUGUUCAAGUUGUUCAGUUGUGCUGUGUGUCAGAAACAGAUGAAACCUGGGGAGGGUAUUUCCGUCCAUUCAGGGACAUCUAAUUUCAAUAAAGCAAGGCCUUGGGAUGGUCCUUUCCUUUGCUUAAGCUGCCAUGAAAAGAGAGAGGCAAUGGAAGGGAAAUGAAAAUUACCAUAAAGGGUACUAGUACUACACUACCAACCAAAUACUCAAAUUCUUCCCUUUUCUUUCAAUCUUCAACAUAAGUUUCUACCUUCUAAAACAUCUUCCAUAAUUCUUUCCUAAUUUUUUCUUCCUCUAUCCAUCUGUUGUCAGAAUCAUCGGUUAAAUUCCACAAAUAGCAAUGUACUUUAAUCGGUUUUUUUUCUUUUUCUUUUAUAGCAUCUUUGAUUAAUAAAGGAAUUUUCAAAAUAUAAUGACUUAAUAAGGG
This is a messenger RNA of Lactuca saligna, 1405 nucleotides long. Lineage: Eukaryota; Viridiplantae; Streptophyta; Magnoliopsida; Asterales; Asteraceae. The record is from the annotation of a GenBank genome assembly.